UCCCCAGGGCGCCGCGGUGCUCUCGGGCCUCUGCGCCGGUCACCGCGGCCCCCCGGUCGGCCAUGGCCGAGCCCGCGGCGCCGCAGACAGCGCCCGACCCCGACCCACAGCUGGAGGCGCGGGUGGCCGCGCUUCGGCGACUGGCCAUGGAGGACGCGCUGCCCGCGGUGCGCGAGAUCGUCCGCCUGUGUGCAACCGGGCAGCCCGUCACGGUGCAGCGCGAGGCCGCGGGCCCGGGGCGUCUGUUGGGCCGCACCGAGCCCGUGCAGCUGAACCUUGACGCGUCCAUCAGCGAUUCGGCCGACGGGCAGGUGCCCCCUCCUGUUAGGGAGGCCGCUGUCGUCUUCGGGGCCCUCGCGGCGUCGCUGCCGGCCGAGAUGUGGCGGGGGCGCUGCGUGGUGGAGGUGGGCUGCGGCAGGGGCUACGUCGGCCUGGUUCUCGCGGUGCUGGGCGCGCGGGUGACGCUCAUGGACAGGCCGGAGUACGCCGGCUUCGUGACAGGCUCCAUCGCCCGCAACUCCGCAGUGAUCCGGCGGACGGCGUCGGCGGCCUUCUGCCCGCUGGACUGGAAGGACCCGCGCGGCUCCGCGCACGCCUGCGCGGCCCUGGCGAGGGCCAAUGUGGUGGUCUUCACCGACCCCGUGGACUCGGAGCAGUCCCAGCAUGACUUCAUGGGCGUGCUGCGGGCGAUGGUAGGCCUUGAUGGGGGUCCCGCGCUUUGCUCCGCGCUUGAGGGCCUACUGCUCGUCCACAAGCACCAGCAGUCCUUCUGCAUCGGCGGCUAUAGCGCCCCUGUUGGGCUCGUGGAUGCGCGUCCCGCCAUAACACUCUCCGAGCACUGCGACCGGUGUUCCUUCCGGCGCUGCAUGGAGGACGCUGGCCUGAAGGUCGGGAAGCUCGACUUAAAGGUGCCCAGCGACUUCGCCCAUCCUUUCGUCGAGUGUUGGGAGCUGUCGGUGAGCAGGGCCGCGAGGUCGUGA
This is a messenger RNA of Prorocentrum cordatum, 980 nucleotides long. NCBI's taxonomy places the organism in Eukaryota, Dinophyceae, Prorocentrales, Prorocentraceae. The record is from the annotation of a GenBank genome assembly.